AGAUUAUGAUAACCCGCCCAAUCUGGCAACAUUGGCCGCAGAGUUCUUUGCGCAGCAGCAACUCCCACGAACACCAACGACUAGGGCGAAUCCACUUCCAGGGGUGAGGAGACCGAGUCAAGUCAUGAGUGCAGAAGACCCUAAUCCAGCCGCCACACCCACCCCCUGUGUGGACACCCAGGGAGAUGGACGAUGGAUGUCUCUGCACAACCGCUUUGUGUCUGACAGCAAAGACAAAGAACCAGAUGUCUUGUUUGUCGGAGACUCUCUCAUUCAGCUCAUGCACCAGUUUGGGAUAUGGAGGCAGCUGUUCUCUCCUCUCCAUGCCCUCAAUUUUGGGGUUGGUGGUGAUGCAACACAACAUGUGCUCUGGAGACUGAGCAACGGUGAACUGGAUAACAUCAGCCCAAAGGUUGUGGUGCUGUGGGUAGGCACCAACAAUCAUGGUCACACUCCUGAACAGAUCUGUGGAGGGAUCAUGGCUAUCGUCCAAGUCAUCAAGAACAAGCUCCCCCAUGCUCACACGCUUAUACUUUCUGUACUGCCCAGAGGUAAAUUGCCAAACCCUCUGCGGGAUAGAAAUGCCAAAGUGAAUGAGCUGGUCCAGGAGGCCGUGUCAACCCUCCCUCACGCCUCUUUCCUCGACGUGGACCCCGGCUUUGUCCACUCCAAUGGUAGCAUCUCCCACCAGGACAUGUAUGACUACCUUCAUCUGACUCCCCAGGGCUACCAGGCUGUGUGCGAACCCCUGCAUGCUCAUCUCAAGUCCAUGCUGGAUAAACCUGCUGAGAACUGAGCAACCAGGGGCACAAACUUACACUACCGCAGUGGUCCUCGUCCCUGUUUCCAGAGAGUAUCACACUUUUUUAAAGACCUUGAAUGAUGGAUAAAGUCAAUUAUUAAGGGCUAAGAGGUGCACAAACUAUGUGCGAGUGCUCUCCAUGGCCAGGGUUGGUGACCACUGUUAGAGGUAAUGGGACCAUAAAGUUUUUGGUGUUUAUGAAACAGUCAGAAAUUAAAUGUGCUGUGCUAUAUAGAGAAAAAGUCCUGCCUCAAUUCCUGGUAAGCAUCAGUUCCGUUAGCUUUUGGUUCUAAUAGUGUUUUUUUUUUCCUACCAAAGGAUUAUUUCAUUUCUAUGCUACUUGAUACAACUGUUGAAUAUGAUAAGGGGAAAACCGCGCAUCAUUCAGGGGGAGCAGAGCCAGGGAUUUAACAGUCAGGACAAUGAAAUUAAACCUGAAGGAAUGAUAUCUGUAAUAUGUAAACAAAUCCACAUGUCCAGUGGUUAUGAAUAAAGCUUUUAAAAAGAUGUAGCAACUUUUAAGUCUAAUGAAGACAUACUGUAGGUCAAAACAUAAGUUGCUGCACCUUAUUUAAAACUUUAUUAAUAACCAUCCGCUCCAGAUCUCAUCCCUUCAGCUACAGCUCUCGUGAGUCUAUCUGAGCAGCUUGAUUUACCUUAGAAAAUAAACAGAUAACUGCUUUUUAGAAGAAACCUGCUACAGCAAAACAUACUGUCCGACUGAGGCUACUGGAACGGUUUAUUUGGGUAAGGUUUGAGACUGUGGCUCUUUAGGUGCAGGGAUAUGCCUGGUUAACAAAAAUGAAGAUACAAUAAUUUCCCUGGCUAAGACAUUCCUGUAAAUUGUCACUUUGGUUUCUCGGUUUCACUAAGUUUCAUGAGUUUAUUUGUCAGUAGCUUUAUUUACUCUGUUGUGAUGUCUUAUGUCUUUUGUACAUUAUUAAUUUGAAUGACCAAAUGUUUUUGAUUGACCAUUACUGUCAUGUUAUCUCCCUAUUGUCCUCGUACCUUUUUGCUUCACUCAUUGUAAUAGCAACAGAUUCUGGUGUGAGAGGCUGUGUUUAGUUGCAAACAUGGAUGUGUUUGAGUAGGUUAUGAAGUCGCAUGGAGACAUCUAUAGUUGCCUGUGUGUCAGGUUCAGUCUUGUUUGCAACAUAAUGGCCUGUUACACGAUCUAAAAGGAUUAAUGUCACACUAAAAUGCUUCUGAAUUAUGCUUCAGGUUGGCUGAUUGUGUAAGUGAUGAAAGAAUGCAUUAAACAUGAAGAUAAAAUA
This is a messenger RNA of Lates calcarifer (barramundi perch), 2076 nucleotides long. It is a transcript of the gene pafah1b3, whose product is annotated as platelet-activating factor acetylhydrolase, isoform Ib, gamma subunit. The transcript is spliced from 6 exons. The coding region runs from base 125 to 796 and encodes 223 amino acids. Lineage: Eukaryota; Metazoa; Chordata; Actinopteri; Centropomidae. The record is from RefSeq and is a predicted model, not a curated record.